GGGGAGACUCGGGAUGAGUUGUGACAUCCUGACUCACACUUCCCGAACUCCGCGCACUCGGGACUAAAACUCUCCGGGAAUAUUACAUCGAUUUACGCGUCGUUUUAGACUUUUGUUGGACUUGUUCCGCCGUUUCCCUCCGCCUGGUUCUUCUUUAUUUAUAUGCGCAGAGUCAAAAUCCGGUGGAUGGCUGCAGCGUGACCCCUCUCCAGCAGGUCACAGGUCAGAGGUCACAAAGAUGGCGUCGCCCAUGCGGAGCAGGUCUCUGGGCGUGGCUCCAGCUCUGGAGGUGAAAUUGGGGGCUCUGGCUCUGCUCUUCUCCCUCACUCUGAUCUUUGGCAUCAGCCCCAUGUGCCUCGUCCGCUGCACCCACAACCCAGACCUCCGGCGUCGUGUGCUCAGUCUCACCAGUUGUUUCGCUGGAGGAGUGUUCUUUGCCACGUGUCUCCUUGACCUCCUCCCAGACUAUCUGCAGGGCAUCAACCAGGCCUUCAACAACGCUGGCAUCACUUUGCAGUUCCCGCUCCCUGAGUUCAUUAUGGCCAUGGGGUUCUUCUUGGUGCUGGUUUUGGAACAGAUCCUUUUGUCCUUCAAACCCUCCUCCUUCUCAAACCCUUCCUCUUCAGUUCACGACGAGAGUCGUCACCUUCUGGACUCAAACCACAUACAAACGUCUGACGCCGCCCCUCAGCACAGAUCCAGCCAAUUAGAUGACUCUCACCACCAUCACCUGCAUGUUGACUUCUCAUCGCAGUCUGCCCUACGUGCCUUUAUCCUGGUCUUCUCCCUGUCUCUGCACUCAGUGUUUGAGGGUCUUGCGGUGGGUUUGGUGGAGGAGGAGAAGGAGGUGUUGGAGCUGUGUCUGGCCCUGGUCAUUCACAAAAGCAUCAUUGCGAUCAGUCUGUGCUUUCGGUUGAUUCAGGGCAGGAUCCGGCGUUCUGUGGCCGCUGGCUGCCUGAUGGUUUUCGCCUCCAUGACCCCUCUGGGCAUCGCCAUUGGGGUGGGGCUAACGGAGGAGACCAAGAGUUCACCCAAGCAGCAGAUCGUGAGGAGCUCUCUGGAGGGCUUAGCAGCCGGGACCUUCAUCUAUAUCACCUUUAUGGAGAUUCUACCCCAUGAGCUCCAAGGGCCGCCUCGGAGUAACAUGCCCAAAGUCUGCAUGCUCCUGCUGGGCUUCGCUCUUGUCACGGCUGUGCUCUUCAUCAAACUCUGAAGAGGGUCUGGAGGACUAAAGGGGAGAAUUAGGGAGGAGAAAGGGCGGUGUCUGGAGGACUAAAGGGGAGAGUGAAGGGGAAGGAGGGGCGGAGACUGGAGGACUAAAGGAGAGAAUGAGGGAAGAGGAGAGGAACAGUGUGAUUGGUCUAACGUGUAUCCACAUUUCAAACUUCGCCUGUGCAAUCAGAUGCUUGUAAUCAGAAACACCUGGCUGUAAUCAGGGUCAGUCCUGUGUAAUGUCUCCAAUUAUUUAAAAUUGCAGAGGUCACUGGAUCCAAGGCACACAAAUUUUUAUACAUUUUUUUUACUUUGCACUAAAAUGACCAAAAGCUCUAGGAAGUAUAGACAACGCUAUUAGUUUAGCUUAGUUUUUUGUCACAAUUUAAAAUUAUUAAGUCAGUUUUACAAUGGGUACUUUUUACUUUUACUUCACUACAUCUGGGAGCAGGUAUCUGUACUUUUUACUUCACUACAUCUGGAAGCAAGUAUCUGUACUUUUUACUUUUACUUCACUAUAUCUGAGAGCAGGUAUCUGUACUUUUACUUCACUACAUUUGCAAGCAGUAUUUGUACUUUCUACUCCACUACAUUUUUGAACAAGACUGUAAAGUAAAAAGUAUGUUUUAAUGAGAGCUGCUGAAAAGGCUGAGGGAGAACAUUAGAACAUGAGAACAUUAUAUUGUAUGUAUAUAUUACAUUAGAGAUUUGGCCUGUAACAUGUAGCAAAGCAUGAAUAUGCAAGGCUCAUUGUACAAAUUGUUUUCCAAAUGCAAGUCAAUUCAUAAUUAAUUAAUUAAUUUCAGUUAAAUAAACACAGCAGAAAAAACUUUGAACAACUUUGAACAAGGUUUACCCUUACCUAUUUUAAUAUAAUAUGGUCAUGUUUGGCGUGCUGGAUUAAUAAGCCCAAAAGGCCGUGUUUCGCCCCCGGGUUGUAGUUUGCCCAUGUCUGAUCUGUACUUUCAUUUAAGUAACAAAAUUGAGUACUUCUUCCACCACUUGGAAUCAUGGGCGGAUCAAUACCAAAAUAUUGAUACUUAAGUACUCACAAUGUAUCGAAGCAUCAGUUAUCAUCAUAUAUUAUGUUCAUAUUUUUAUCUAUAUAUUUCUUUUUUUUUAGAGCUGUUCAAACUGAGGUGGAAGAAAAAUCCUUUACAGUGGUCCGCUGUUAUAUCGCAGUUCAACUUUCACAGUCUCACUGAUCUUUUUUGUGCAAUUUUGCAUGUUUUUUUUUUUUUACAGCGUAUGAACGUGCAUUGUGUUCUGCAUCCUGAUUGGCUAAGGGACUUGCCGUGUCUCCUGUACAGUACAGAAUGUGUUCAGUCAAACUUACAUCACACUUCAGAGCCACAGUGUGACUCUGAAGUGCUGUAUGCUUGCACAUUUUCUCCCCAACAAAACCCACAAUGUCGAUGAAACGUUCUGCACUGACAUAUCUCAGAAACGCUUUGGACUUAAGUGUUUCUCUGCACGGAGAGAUGCCUCUGUGGGUAACACUGGAGCAGAAGCACGUGAACAACAAGCGAUCAUCGAGGAAGAGGGAUAUAAUAUAUGAAGGUUUAAACUUUGAGAGUGUUUAAACAAGAGACAAUUGUGAGGAAAUGCUAAUGCCUGUUUAAGAAAAGUGUAUAAAGUGAGGGUUUUUACAGCCUUUAAACAUAUAACUAUAACUGUAAAAAAUAAAGCUGACGCAGAUUUCGCCUAUUGCAGGCUAUUUUUAAAACGUAACCCCCGCGAUAAACCAGGGGGUUAUGUCAAAGUCAAAUGAAUAAUACAUGGUUUUCAUUACAUUUUAAAACAACUUAUUAGUAUCAGUAUUGGAUCAGUAUUGUGAUGAUUCUUGCUACUGUACUUCUUGAUGUCGGCUUGACAAAAAACCCCAUUAUCAUCACUGAUAAUGGGCUAUCACGCUGUUCAGGGAAGCUUUUGUCAUGUUUUUUUUCAGUGCUAAUACUUGAACAAAUGUAUUUAAUAUUGUACUAGUUUUAAUAUUGAUUAGUUUCGGGGUAUCAAUACUUUCACAACCUUAAAAAUGAAUUGUGAUAAAAAAUGAUUAAACUGAUUAAAAUUUGCCUAAUUUGUGACAAACAUAUUUUGCGUGUAGUUUUCAUUUCUGUUUAAGCUUAAUUAAACUUGACCCCAAAGAUUUUUCAGAUCUGCAGCUCA
Periophthalmus magnuspinnatus is the source of this 3381-nucleotide messenger RNA. RefSeq names its product zinc transporter ZIP1-like. The transcript has 4 exons. The coding region runs from base 239 to 1213 and encodes 324 amino acids. NCBI's taxonomy places the organism in Eukaryota, Metazoa, Chordata, Actinopteri, Gobiiformes, Gobiidae. Gene Ontology annotation, biological process: zinc ion transmembrane transport. Gene Ontology annotation, cellular component: plasma membrane. The record is from RefSeq and is a predicted model, not a curated record. Gene Ontology annotation, molecular function: zinc ion transmembrane transporter activity.